Dipodomys ordii (Ord's kangaroo rat) is the source of this 4949-nucleotide messenger RNA. It is a transcript of the gene Trim24, whose product is annotated as tripartite motif containing 24. The transcript has 18 exons. Bases 1 to 2949 code for a protein of 982 amino acids. Gene Ontology annotation, molecular function: zinc ion binding; protein binding. Lineage: Eukaryota; Metazoa; Chordata; Mammalia; Rodentia; Heteromyidae. The record is from RefSeq and is a predicted model, not a curated record.
AUGGAGGUGGCUGUGGAGAAGGCAGCGCCGGCCGCGGCUCCGGCAGCGGCCGCCGGGGGGCCCUCGGCGGCCCCGAGCGGGGAAAACGAGGCCGAGAGCCGGCAGGGCCCGGACUCGGAGCGCGGCGGUGAGGCGGCCCCGCUCAACCUGUUGGACACUUGCGCCGUGUGUCACCAGAACAUCCAGAGCCGGGCGCCCAAGCUGCUGCCCUGCCUGCACUCGUUCUGCAAGCGCUGCCUGCCCGCGCCCCAGCGCUACCUCAUGCUGCCCGUGCCCAUGCUGGGCUCGGCCGAGACCCCGCCGCCCCCGCCCGGCCCCGGCUCGCCGGUCAGCGGCUCCACGCCGUUCGCCACCCAAGUUGGAGUUAUCCGAUGUCCAGUGUGCAGCCAAGAAUGUGCAGAGAGACACAUCAUAGAUAAUUUUUUCGUGAAGGACACUACUGAGGUUCCCAGCAGUACAGUAGAAAAAUCUAAUCAGGUGUGUACAAGCUGUGAGGACAAUGCUGAAGCUAAUGGGUUUUGUGUAGAGUGUGUUGAGUGGCUCUGCAAGACUUGCAUUAGAGCCCAUCAGAGGGUGAAGUUCACCAAAGACCACACAGUUAGACAGAAAGAGGAAGUAUCUCCAGAGGCAGUUGGUGUAACCAGUCAGCGGCCAGUGUUUUGUCCUUAUCAUAAAAAGGAGCAGUUGAAGCUUUACUGUGAGACAUGUGACAAACUGACCUGUCGGGACUGUCAGCUGCUAGAACACAAAGAGCACAGAUACCAAUUUAUAGAAGAAGCUUUUCAGAAUCAAAAAGUGAUAAUAGAUACACUGAUCACCAAACUGAUGGAAAAAACAAAGUACAUAAAAUAUACAGGAAACCAGAUCCAAAACAGAAUAAUUGAAGUUAAUCAAAAUCAAAAGCAGGUGGAACAGGAUAUUAAAGUUGCUAUCUUCACACUGAUGGUAGAAAUAAAUAAAAAAGGAAAAGCUCUGCUACAUCAGCUAGAGAGCCUUGCAAAGGACCAUCGCAUGAAACUUAUGCAGCAACAGCAGGAAGUGGCUGGACUUUCUAAGCAGUUGGAACAUGUCAUGCAUUUUUCUAAAUGGGCAGUUUCCAGCGGCAGCAGUACAGCAUUACUUUACAGCAAGAGACUGAUUACGUACCGGCUGCGGCACCUCCUUCGUGCAAGGUGUGACGCUUCCCCAGUGACAAAUAACACCAUCCAGUUUCACUGUGAUCCAAGUUUCUGGGCCCAGAAUAUUAUCAACUUAGGUUCUUUAGUAAUUGAAGAUAAAGAGAGCCAACCACAAAUGCCUAAGCAGAAUCCUGUGGUGGAACAGAAUGCACAGCCAUCAGGUGGUUUACCUUCAAACCAGUUAUCCAAGUUUCCAACACAGAUCAGCCUAGCUCAGUUACGACUCCAGCAUAUGCAGCAACAGGUAAUGGCUCAGAGGCAACAGGUGCAACGGAGGCCAGCACCUGUGGGUUUACCAAACCCUAGAAUGCAGGGGCCCAUCCAGCAACCUUCCAUCUCUCAUCAGCAAUCCCCUCCACGUCUGAUAAACUUUCAAAACCACAACCCUAAACCCAAUGGACCAGUUCUUCCUCCUCAUCCUCAACAGCUGAGGUACCCACCAAGCCAGAGUGUACCACGCCAAGCAAUAAAACCCAAUCCCCUACAAAUGGCUUUCCUGGCUCAACAAGCCAUUAAACAGUGGCAGGUCAGCAGCGGACAGGCUGCCCCCUCCACCGCCAGCAGCACGUCCUCCACCCCCUCCAGUCCCACCAUCACCAGUGCAGCAGGCUACGACGGAAAGGGCUUUGGUUCACCUAUGAUUGAUUUGAAUUCAUCAGUAGGAGGAAGCUCUUACAAUCUUCCUUCUCUUCCAGAUAUGUUAGCUAUCUCUGGCUCUUCCAGCAAACCAGCAGGAGCAGAUUCUACUCACAAAGUCCCCGUGGUCAUGUUGGAGCCAAUCCGAAUCAAACAAGAAAACAGUGGACCACCCGAAAAUUAUGAUUUCCCUGUUGUUAUAGUGAAACAAGAAUCAGAUGAAGAAUCUAGGCCUCAAAAUACCAACUAUCCCAGAAGCAUACUCACUUCCCUGCUUCUAAAUAGUAGUCAAGGUUCUGCUUCUGAGGAAACUGUGCUAAGAUCUGAUGCCCCUGAUAGCACAGGUGAUCAACCUGGGCUCCAGGAAAAUUCCUCCAAUGGAAAGGCCGAGUGGCUGAACACCUCCCAGAAGUCACCCCUUCAUAUUGCUGAGACAAGGAAGGAGGAUGACCCCAAUGAGGACUGGUGUGCAGUUUGUCAAAAUGGAGGAGAACUCCUAUGCUGUGAGAAGUGUCCCAAAGUCUUCCAUCUCUCCUGCCAUGUGCCCACCUUGGCGAAUUUUCCAAGUGGAGAGUGGAUUUGUACUUUCUGCCGAGACUUGUCAAAACCCGAAGUUGAAUAUGAUUGUGAUGCUCCUAAUCACAACUCAGAAAAAAGGAAAUCCGAAAGCCUCGUGAAGUUAACACCAAUAGACAAAAGGAAGUGUGAACGCCUACUUUUGUUUCUUUACUGCCAUGAAAUGAGCCUGGCUUUCCAAGACCCUGUUCCUCUAACUGUGCCUGAUUAUUACAGAAUAAUUAAAAAUCCCAUGGAUUUGUCAACCAUCAAGAAAAGACUCCAAGAGGAUUAUUACAUGUACACAAAGCCUGAAGAUUUUGUAGCUGAUUUUAGAUUGAUUUUUCAAAACUGUGCUGAAUUCAAUGAGCCUGAUUCAGAAGUAGCCAGUGCCGGUAUAAAACUUGAAAGUUAUUUUGAAGAACUUCUAAAGAACCUUUAUCCAGAAAAAAGGUUUCCUAAACUCGAAUUCAGGAAUGAAUCAGAGGAUAACAGAUGUAGUGAUGACUCAGACGAUGACUUUGUACAGCCCCGGAAGAAACGCCUCAAAAGCACCGAGGAACGCCAGUUGCUUAAAUAAGUAGCACCAUUGGCAUAUGCUUAUUUUUAGAUAUUUUUUGUCUUAUUGUUUCAAAAACAAAAAACAUUUGCCAUUAAUUUAACCUCCUGCAAAGAUGAGUUUGUGAGACCUCUGAUCUAUUUUCAUUGUUUACCAGACUUUGGUUUCCUGAAAUGAAAUUUUUUAACUUAUCAAAUAAAAUGGAUGCAAAUAAAUGGAAGACGAAAAAGAUGCAGAAGAAAAUGAAGCACGCAAGCAAGAAAAAACAAGCAUGAAAGAAAACUAAAUGAAAACCUUUUUCCCACCUCUUGAGUGACAGCUACUAGGGAAAGGAAAUAGACUUUGUAUGACCUCUCCGUUGAAAUGUAAUAUAAUUUGAAUGUGUGCAUUAAUCCAUUUUUAGAUUACAAAUGCCACUACCCAUUGAUUAUGGUCCAAGCAUAUGAAUUAGUUUACUGUUCUUAAAAGUACUACCAGGGCUUGGGCAGUAACAAAAGUUCUUUCAACCAGGAUGCCAACUGGUAUACCAAAAGGGUUGUAGAUUAGAUAUUCAGAAGGAUCUAAUAGUAUAUCAUGUAAUAUGGCAACUAUAUUAAAGAAAUCAGGAAAACAAAUGUUGAUUUUUGCUUUUAUUCUUACCUUGUCUGUAGACGUGUUUGGUCUAGCAGGUUUUCAAGGCCAUUUUUCAUCCAUUUCUAGAUGUAGAUUUUGUUCAGCUUCUUCUCGAAGUAAGAGUGUGCACGUUUGUUUUUGCUGUGUGUCUGUGUGGUUUUUUGGCUUUUUUUCAACUGUGCAGGUUGAUCCUUUUAUAGCAAGCCUAUAGCAGGUAGUAGAACUAACCAAAAUAUCCAGUAGUGUGUAUGAGUGUACCAUAUUUGGUGUAAGAUUUCUUCAUUAUGUGCCCCUGAGAAACACUAAAUACAAGUUGCCCUGAAAAAGGGAUACGAUUUUGUGUGUGUGUGUGUGUUGGUUUAGUUUUCCUUUUCAUCUGUCUAUAAUUUCGAGUAAAGAGUAUGUUUGGUAUCUGGGAAGAAAUUUGGGACAGAAAUUAUAGAUGAAAGUAUUUCCUGAAACUUCUGGUUUCUGUUUGGUGAAUUAAUUAAUUGAUUUUUUUUUUUUUUUUAAGAAUCAGGACCUCAAAUUCCAACUCUGAUUAGGCUAAGUUCAUGAAGAACUUCGUUUUUAUUCCGAUAGAGAUACAAAAGAUCUAUCUUUUUGGAACAAGGCAGUUCUUCAUGGACCACACCAAACUAACUUAGCUGACACCCAAGUGUUUUAUUUUUUUCACUGGGCCUGGGGAUUAGAUGAAUUGUCAGCACAGCAAACUAAAUUAAGAGAGAAGAAAGUUGCUAGGCCACAUAGACCAACAUUUGACAAAAUACUUACACAUGAAUGUGUUCAGUUUGCCACAGUAAACCUUUAUUAAUUAACACUACAAUUAAUGUUUGACUGGAGGAAAUUUCUCUAAGAUGACAGAAUAAGAAUAUAACUGACUUGAAUUCUUUGAUUCUAGCAUCUCACACAUUAAGACAAAAAGAACUUGUUUUUUAACCAGCUAUCAUUUAUUGCUUAAAAUGGGCAAUUUGAAAAUAUUCUGUGGAUAAUUGAUAGAAUUUUCAGAUAUCACUGGAGAUAGAAGGAGAAAUUAGCAAUGGCUUCUUAUUUUCUAUAUAGACUCGUCUGUAAUAUGCCAACUAUGUAUUAAUUGUUAAAAAGUCUUAGUAAUUACUUUUCCAAGUGUGUUACACCAUGAUGAAUCUUGUGUUAUUUUGAAUAUACAAUUGACAUUUGUUCUCCAAAGACUAUUUGAGCAAAUUUUAUAGUGACACAUAACGCCUUUUAAUUGUCUUAUUGCUCCUCCAGCAUCUUCAUUCAACACAGUGCUAUGGAACUCUUGCUAAUAAGUCUAUUAUUCAUACCUUAGACUACUGCUCUGUUGAUAAUUUAUUCUCCCCUACCUCUACAAUUUUUAGAAUCAUCAGUAGGGGAAAUAGAGCCUAAGGAAGUAGAAUUCUCUACAG